AUGUUUGAUUUACUGUCUGGCAUUGGGCUCAAAAUAGAUAGGCUCGAUACAAAGUUGGGAAAACCUGGUUCCUCAGCUGACAACACUGCAAAGAUUAGAAGAAGGGACAGUCAGCUGAAAAGUAGGCGAUCUCAUCAGAGAUCAAAGCCUUCCAACGGGGGAGAUCUGGGAGAUCGAGAAAUCGAGGAGUUACAUUCAGAUAUAGCUUCAGCUAUUCAGCCCCUUCGACACCUGGUUAUGACAGACUCAAAAAAUCAAGAGCUUUUCUUGAAGUACUUCACACUUAUCGUGAUUCUUUUGCCGUCAAUUUUCGCUGUCAUUAUUCCCACAUCAAGUGGCGAUAUCGAUAUUGCAAGUAUUGCUACCGAUGGGUUGAUGAUUGUCUUGGUCAGUUGGUUUAUAAAGUUUACAAUUGAGUGGCCCUGGUCUUGGAUGCGUCAAAUAAGAGAUACAAGACUGAAGUUAAUAAAUCAUAUCAAUUCCACCAUAUUAAACAACAGAAGUUCUAUGGCGUCUGAUCUUCAAUUGAAUCAAGAAGUACUGAUAAACAACAUUCUAUUGAUUAAGAAGCUAAACAAGCUUGAGCUCUACUCGAUUCUCCUUUCGUUUUUGGGAUCACUCUUCGGUUCAGCUUUGAUGUUAUGGGCAAGAAAUUAUAUGAUUAUUGAGGAGUCUAGAAAAAAAAUUGUUUUCAAUAAUUUGAACAUUUGUAUAUUCAUGUUUUGGGGAGUUCUAAGGUUGGUUUUAGCAUUAUCCGAAGUAUUGCAAAAAACAACCGUCGACGGAAUUAACGAAAAUUUCAAUAGCAAGAAUGAUCCCGCCCUGGAAUAUGGCCUAGUCACUGAACAUAACUUGGACACGUUUUUGCAACCGAAAUCUGAGAUUCAAAGAGAUGGUGAAAAGAAUACACAUCAUGGCUUAGAAAAAGCAGCUCUGUUGACCCCAUUUGAGCUAUUAGAGUCAGAUGGAGACAUUGUCAACAAGGAGAAACAGAAAGAACUUGCUAGCUAUGAGACAAAAAUAUCUUUGCUAGAGAAAUCAGCUUUAAAACAAAAAGAUGCUUUAGACCUAUUGGCAACUUGUCAGGAUGCAGAAUUCAAGAAAAUCAAUUUGAUUUUGAAUAAGUUAGAAGAUACUGUAACCUCUAUAAAAGACGUAAAACUUCCGUCUAGUUCUAAUGGGAAAGGGAGCAUUUACUUAAAACCAUUUCCUCUCAAUUUCGUGAAUGUCGACCGAAAAUCAAAGGCUCUGUUUGCGCCUCCAGUUCAUGAAAUACCAACUAUUUUUGAAGAAGACGUGGAGGAUGAAGAAGAAGGUAAAAUUACUAAAGCCAAUAUAGGUAAGGAUCAACCUGCCAUAUUGAGUGCCAGGCUACCUAGAAUGAUUUUUGAAGAAUCUUCGGGCAUUGAUCAGGCGACAACUAAAGAUGCAACAAGUAGUGAUUCGAAUGAAAUGCCAUCCAAUUUUUCUCAACAUGUAAGCGGAGGUCAUUUUUCUUUACAUGGACUUCCUUUCCAGUCUUCUAUCAAAGACUUGAUUACAAGGCAACUUUGUCAAGAAGGAAUCGAAGCUGAUGUGAGAUUUAAUGACUUGGUCGGGUAUGAAUCUGAGACUAAUUCUUCAAAUAUGUUUGAAGAUCUGCAGAGCGAAGUGGCAUUGGAUGACUCUUUUUACUCUUUUUUAAAAACUACAAAAAUAAUUCUACGACGGCUAAAAAAAAAAACGUCAAUUACUGACUUAAUAAAGAACCCUUUUAUAAUAAAAAAUGUUCUAAGAAAUGAACUAGUGCCUGUUUUAGACAGGUUCAUUAGGGAUAAUGUUGAGAAGUAUUCCGCAAGCAUCAUACUAACAAAAUUAAUCAUUUGGGAAAUAUUUUCUAGAUAUGUGUUCAAUAAUAUCAACAUAUUAAUGACGUAUUUCUCUGACCUACAUAAGCAUUAUUUUGGUCCACUCAAAAAAUUUGAGAAAUUGUUGUUCUUGAUAUGCAUGAAAAUACCUUUAAACAUUCUACGAUUCCAAUUAAGCGUAGCUUUAUUUUUUCCCAAAUUGCUAGUGAAUAUAUUCGUGAUUUAUCCUUUUCUCAGGAUUAAGAAUAGAUGGAGUCGAGAUAAUCACGAAAAGAAAGAUGGCUCUAAACCUUCAAGCGGAAUUAAGGAAUUCCACCUAAAUUCAAGCGCUUCAGGUAUGAAUCAUGUACAUCGUAUAGGGCCAAACACAAGGACAAGAAAGCGUAUCUUAGAUAAGCUAUCUAAAUAUUAUGAUCUUGAUUCUGAUGCUAGCCCUUUGGAUGUUCCAACUGUGACUCCUGUUAUUUUGCAUGACGAAGAAUAG
This is a messenger RNA of Priceomyces carsonii, 2331 nucleotides long. RefSeq lists its product as uncharacterized. The transcript has a single exon. The coding region runs from base 1 to 2331 and encodes 776 amino acids. The record is from RefSeq and is a predicted model, not a curated record. Lineage: Eukaryota; Fungi; Ascomycota; Pichiomycetes; Serinales; Debaryomycetaceae.